Messenger RNA from Orbicella faveolata, 2957 nucleotides. RefSeq names its product protein lin-9 homolog. Gene Ontology annotation, biological process: reproductive process; DNA-templated transcription; regulation of cell cycle. The record is from RefSeq and is a predicted model, not a curated record. Gene Ontology annotation, molecular function: DNA binding. Gene Ontology annotation, cellular component: nucleoplasm; transcription repressor complex. Lineage: Eukaryota; Metazoa; Cnidaria; Anthozoa; Scleractinia; Merulinidae.
CCCCAGAAAACAAUAUGGCGGAAGAAGAAACCUCUGCAGAAGCGUUGGUGAGCUUACGAGGUAUUGGAUCACAGUCUCAGUUUAGUUCACCAGUGAAGCGCACUACACCACCACGAUCUAAGAAAAGGACUCGACAGACUGAUGAUAGCACGGAAGAUGUCGACCAAGAGAGAGGCACAGAUGAGGGGGAAUAUUUGCUUUCUUCCCCCCGAACAAGAAGGAUGGCAAAAGCAGCAUCUGUGUUAACUGGGAAUGGAAGUACAGACAAGAGGCUUGCUAAGGCAUCAUUUGCCAAGCUGCAGAAUCUUCUUAAGUUGCCUAAAGCAGCAAGAUGGUGUUAUUUUGAAUGGUUCUACUCCAGCUUAGACAGAGUCUUAUUUGAAGGUGAUAAUGACUUUCAUGUUUGCCUAAAGGAGUCAUUUCCAAACUUAAAGACUCGCAAAUUGCGCCGAGUUGAAUGGAGAGAAGUUAGGAGACUUAUGGGAAAACCAAGAAGAUGUUCUCCAGCCUUUUUCUUGGAAGAGCGGCAAGCUCUAGAAGAGAAGAGACGAAAAAUAAGGAUGCUUCAACAACGAAAGGUAACUGAACUAAGCAGAUUUAAGGAUUUGCCUGAUGAGGUUCCAUUACCUCUAGUCAUAGGAACAAAAGUCACAGCUCGUCUACGUGAGCCUCAGGAUGGCCUUUUCACUGGUCAGAUAGAUGCUGUUGAUACUGUCAAUUACUCUUAUAGAGUCACGUUUGACCGUCCAGGUCUUGGAACUCAUUCAGUUCCUGAUAUUGAAGUUCUUAGUGAAGAGCCACAUGACACAAUGCCAAUAUCAUCAUUCCUUCAAAAGGAAAGACCAAGAACGGCAGCAUUCUCUGCUUCUUACACUCCACCAAGGCUGCUUCCCGCCACUGGUGAUGUCAACAGUCCAAAUAUGGUUCAUGAUCCUCUCAUAGGGGCUUCACCUGGAAGGUUGCGCCUUCAAGAUGCAAUCUCCCAGCAAGGACAAGGUGGCACACUUGGUGGUUUUCCAAUUAGAUUCCUCAUCCUUGUGACAAGGUUAUCAAAGAUUUUACUGGUCAAGAAGGAAUGCAUUGAGAAGUUGAGGGACAUGAACACGCAAGCUGAGAAAAUGAAAUCAUACCAAGAACCCAUUGAUAAAGAGUUCCAACGAAGAUAUGCAUCUGUGGUACUGGAACUAGAGCGACUAAACAGGGAUCUUAAUGAGUAUUUAACAGGGGUCCAGGAAUACUGCCAAGAGCUUGCCCCUGAACAAGGAGUUCAAUCCAUGGAUCAGUCUACUAGUGUGAAGAGAAGAUGUGAUAAGGAGGCCACAAGAGUAGUGGAAGAAAAUAAUGCAACUAUGGGCCUGAAUGCAAUUACAAGCCAGCCAUUGAUACAUAUUGUCAGUAGUCUAACUUCUCUCAUGCUGCAAAUCAAGUCCUUAGCUGAGAAUGAUCUCAACACAUUCGAGUUCAAAUCACUAUCUGAUGCAGUGGAUGAAAUAAAGAAAAGCAUAGACCCUUCAAACAUCAGCUGUUUUCAGAACAAUGUAGAGAUCCAUGUAGCUCACAUUCAGUCUGGUCUGAGUCAGAUGGGGAAUCUUCAUGCCUUUUCCUCAUCAUCUGGCUCAUCAUAGGAUUCCACACAGCCUGUACACAGCAAUGCUUGUAACUAAGAUGGAUUGCAAUUAUGACUGCCAUAAAAUGAUCAUGCAGCACAUCUGAAAGCUCCCAUAUACUAGUUAAUUAAAAGGAUUCCUGUAGUUUUUUGUGGAACAGUAAGCCAUUUCUAAAUUGCCUUUUGCCUCUGUGUUAAAAUGAUAUUUUACCACAAUUGCUACUAAUCUCGUAAUCUGAUUGGCUAAUUUGCCGAGGGCAAUAAGAGUCCAGUCAAAGCUGCUGGCGUCAAUGUGUCACGCAAUGCCUUUUUCAGCUCGCGCUCUGAAAAAAACAUUUUCUUUGACGUUGAUAUUGUGGUAAAAACAAAUCAAAAUGUGGUUUAGCGUGGUCUGUACUCUAAUUGACAACAAUAUGCGUCAUCACAAUGGUCAAAAUUUGUUGUGGACUCACUUGACUGUACCUCUUGAGUCCACAACGUUUUGACCACUGUGAUGAUGUGUAUCAUUGUUGUUAAGAGUACAGACCAUGCUGAACCACAUUCGAUUUGUUAACUUCGUAUAAAACCAUUCAUAUCGUAAUGAGUUCCCCCUAUAGGGUCAUAUUCAUGCAAAUCAAACUCAUUUUCCUAUGAGAGGUUUUGCACGAGGACUUAUUUUGAAACAGAGGUACAAGGUAACUCGGAAAUGGCCUAUUAAGUGUUCAUGUUAUUUAAAUGAGUAACUGGCCAAUAUUGGUAUAAGAAAAGGGAAUAUGUCAAGUUUUCUUUUGUUAAUAGACUGGACAAAGGUUUAUAUACAGAAUGCCAGCCUUAACUCAAAAGAUGGCUUUGAGCCAUUUAGUGACUAUGGUACUUUCUAUUCCAUUGGGUUUUGUGUGGCAAAGUGUAUUAGGAUAAUGUGAGCACACAAAAUGUUCUUUCCAAUCCCUUUGUGAAUUUUCAAACAAUUUAUAAUUAUAGAUUAGAACACAUUCUUUCCUCAAUAUAAUUGUUUCAGAUGUUUAUCACCAUAAGCCUGUGUUGUUUAGACUUAGAAUUGUGAUCUUUUCAGGCUUUGCUUUCCAAGAAUGUGAUAGAAAAUGCCCUGUUGCUGGGUACAGCUGUAGAUCAGGGACAUUUAAAUAAAAAAUGUACCAUUUCACUAAGUAUUGUGUGAUUAAUAUCUAAUUAUGUACAAUUUAUUUUGACUUUAAUUUAAACUAGGAUAAUAAUCAUGUGAUUCAGGCUCUCAUUGGUUUUAUCUUAAACCCAUUAAAUGUGGAUUUGUGCAAGGUCUAAUGUUUUGAACUUGAUGUGUAUUAAAAAAAUAUGUAAAAAUACAUUUUACAAUAAAAUUUAAUUUCCUUUUAGA